CUUAAUUUUGAAAUGUAUGCUAAUCAAGGAUUGCCACAAAGCUUAUUCAAGGUGUCAAUACCAAAAAUCACUACUAUAUCAUGUAUUCUUCCAAUGUUUGCUACAACAUUCUGUGUGACAUACUCCAUCAUUAAUAAUUUUGAACAAUCUACUCUUACACAUUGUCAGGUGUAUAACUUCCUACCAUCAAUAAGUGCAGCAAUUGGUGAUUUUAGACCCCAAGUUUAUGUAUGGAGAUUGUGUAUAGCUUUACAUUCUGGGCCAAGGUUUCUCCUAGCCAUGAUAUAUUAUGGUUUUCAUACCACAAUUAAACUUGGCCGUUCUAAUGAACACUACAUGACAUUAGCAGCAGUUUCCUCUUUAUCACAUAUUACAGAGAUUGUGGCCUUGUUAGGUUUAAGUUAUAUUUCAUCUUCUGAUAAUUUUGGUAUACACAAAUUGUUUUUCAUAACCUUCAUGUUGUGUGCUUAUGUUCAUAUGGUUUUAACUAUGAUAAUAUUUUAUUGGGGAAGAACUCAAAAUGGACGACAACUCACAUAUAUGGAAUCUAAAUCAUUCAAGUGGAAGAAGAUAUUAUUUGGUAUUAAUCUAGGAGUAUUUUUACUAGCCAUGUAUUUUUAUAAUCAACAUAUGAAUUAUUGUCAAAAUAAUGUGUACAGUUACUUCGCAUUUUGUGAAUAUAUUGUGAUAUUUUCAAACAUUGGUUAUCAUGGUACUGCCAUCUUGGAUUUUAAACCUCAGUCAUUAUUAGUUCAAGCUCCUGUAAAAAAUUAUUCUGAACUGGAGGAAGUUUUAUGAUGAACACUGAAUAUAGUCAAAAUCGACUAGUUGAUAUAAUUCAACUUAAUAUCUUUUUUUUUUCCUUUAUAUACAAUUUAUUCUGAGGUAGUAGUGAUGAUGACAUGUGUCCAAACCACACCCCCAUUCAUCAUACAUCCUCGGAUCCGUGGUAAUACAAGUGAGAAAAACGUAUUCAUAGCUAAUUAUUGUCCAAUCAAAAUUGUCUUUAGUGUAUUGGUAGCAGAUUUCAGCCAAUCAAAACAAAUCACUUGUUAUGAAGCUCUGUUUGCGAAUGUAAACCAAGUGAAAGCAGCAUGCUAUUGCAUAUUUUGAUGAAUAAGUAGUAUACGGUACAGAAUUGAGUAAGGUUUUCGUUAAAGAAUUGAAGACGAGAGAAAAUAAACCUUUACUUUGGAAUAUUUACUUGGAAAUAAUGUGUUUUUAUAUGCCCACAUUAUAAUGUAAAUAAUCAAAUAAGACUGUAAUUCAUAAUUUGAAUCUUCUCUACUAAUAUUAUUACACUUUAGCCUUAUUCAUUGUGCAUUCUUAUUGAAGUGAUGUAGCUUAAUUUCAUCUCUGCAUAUAAAAGCAUAUGUAGACAAUGAAAAAACAAAUUGUCUUCUACUUAUUCAGUUGUUUCUGAAAUAAUAAACCAAAAAAUAUUUUUUU
Messenger RNA from Lottia gigantea (owl limpet), 1449 nucleotides. RefSeq lists its product as hypothetical. Lineage: Eukaryota; Metazoa; Mollusca; Gastropoda; Lottiidae. Gene Ontology annotation, biological process: GPI anchor biosynthetic process. The transcript is spliced from 5 exons. Bases 13 to 798 code for a protein of 261 amino acids. The record is from RefSeq and is a predicted model, not a curated record. Gene Ontology annotation, cellular component: endoplasmic reticulum membrane; Golgi membrane.